This is a messenger RNA of Liolophura sinensis, 1456 nucleotides long. RefSeq names its product putative nuclease HARBI1. The coding region runs from base 932 to 1456 and encodes 174 amino acids. NCBI's taxonomy places the organism in Eukaryota, Metazoa, Mollusca, Polyplacophora, Chitonida, Chitonidae. The record is from RefSeq and is a predicted model, not a curated record. The transcript is spliced from 3 exons.
GACACGUCCGACAACCCAACCUACAGGCAAAUGUUCGAGUUUGUCUCCGAGUUUUUCCUGCGCCGUUUUGUGAUGGUCGUAAACGCCGACAAUUAUCUGGGCGACGGUUUCGAGAGCCUCGAUCUGGACUACCUUAGAGAGAAUAAAGUUAUGUAUGCUCUGACCCGAAGGUACCCCGUCCCGAUGCCAAAAGGAUGUCAUUACCCCAUUGCGUCUUACUGCGAAGAGAAAAGCUGGUACCAGGACUCUCACGACGCAUUUCUGUUCUUUGUACACUCGGCUAUUUCCAAAGACUUCCUCAAAGAGGUAGACUUCGCCAGCAACGCGUACGGUUCGGAAAAUGUGAUCAUUUGGGCGUUUAAAUCCAUCCUAAACUUUGCUGUGUUAAACCCCUGCAAACUGCUCCAGAUCCAUCAUUUCCACUGUUCACAGGUGAGAUCCUGGGACAGACCUUGGGUGGACAGACCGGAAACACACGGGCAGGCCAAUUUCACUGAUUCCCUCUAUACCCAGCCCUAAAACAGUCUGGGCCCGUAUUCAUCAAGAUUCUUAAGUAUUUCUUAACGCUAAAAAAUUCUUAAAUUGUUAAAAAUACUUAAGUCCCAUUCAUAAAAAACUUCACUGUUAAGAAAUUCUUAAAUUCUAAGUGUGCCCAUGACCACUUUAAUCUUUUUCUUAAAUUCUUAAUUAUUUCUUAAACAACAACAUGGCGGCCGCUCAACCAAAUCGACGCCACUUUAAGGAAAGAAGAGAUUGUUUGAACGAAUAUAAUGAUAGGGAGCUAUUAGAAAGGUUUCGUUUGGAUGUUGCAGGAAUUCGGUAUAUCGAAUCACUAGUUAGGGAUGACGUUGUAAGUGGAUAGAAUUGAAACUGUGCACUUACUCCUGUGCAGGAAGUGUUGAUUACUCUUCGUUUUUUGGCAACUGGGAAAAUGCAGCUAUGCAAUGGUGAUGACAUAGGGGUCUCACAGCCUACUGUAUCUAGGGCUAUCAUAGCUACCGUAAGAAGUCUAUCUUCAAACCAGCAAAUUGCUCAGUUCAUUCGUUUUCCACUGACAGCUCGCGAAAUGCGUGACAAACAGGAAACGUUCUACGCUGCUGCCCAAUUUCCAGGCAUUGUUGGGGCUAUUGAUGGGACACACAUAAGAUCAAUGGCAAGCUGUUCUGAGUUCCAGAGUAGCCCCUAUACUAUUAAUCUGCACCAUUACCACAGUGUUAACGUUCAAAUUGUUGUGGAUGGGAAGUAUAACAUUCUCGACAUUGUCACAAAAUGGCCAGGGUCAACACAUGACGCUCGAAUUCUGGCUGAAAGUGGACUGAGACAGCUUUUUGAAAACCACCACACACCCAUCGACAAUCAUCUGAUCGGAGAUAGCGGGUACCAAUCUAAACGCUGGCUUCUUACCUCUUUCCUCAGGCCACAACCCGGCCCUCAAACAAAUUACAACAGGUAUUAA